UCCUGCUGUGCGAAAAACAAACAUAUAUAUUUUAAGGGGAAGAAAUGGAAAAAUGUAAUUACUAAAUUUAAAUCUUUUCGGUGACGUAUCCUGUGGAGCUGUCCGCUGGAGUGUGGUGCUGAAACAAAACAGUUUUUAUCAUCUAAAAAAGAAAACACACACACACACACAAACGCCCAGAUCUUGAGUAGCAGUGAUGCUGUUGAGCUGAAGUAUAACAACUGAAGAUUUUCUUAUGCUGUUGAGUCCACUUUGAGUCAAAAAACAAAUGCGUAAAAGUGCGCGUUAUUAUAAGAGCUUUAACGAUUUUUGUAAAUCGAUUAAAACUGCGAAAAGCCCAAUUGCCAUUUAAAACUGGGAUGGUUAAAUAAUGUAACAUAAACUGAACCAAGCAUCUUCGGCUCUGCUUUGACGCAACUGGCUGGACAGCAGUGUGCACUCGGGAUUUUGUGUUUAAUUAGCAUAAAAGAUCUGCUGGAGAGCAGCAGGACUGUGCGUCACAGCCAUCGGCGAGGAUGGGAGGGGGAAAGGGGGGGAUACCUAUGGGAGUCAACAAACUGCAGUGUGUAUUCCUUCCACGACCGACAAAAACCAGUCCGGCUGAUGUGGAAUGAUGACUUAGCUCACAGCGUUACAGGUGACUGGAGACAGCUGGGAGAGUCUGAGAGCCGGAGGGGCGCAGCAGACCGACCUCAACGCAGCCAGCGCGCUGAUGGAACCGGCACCGUGAGCUGUAGGUGAAUCCCUCCCAAAACCUGUGAGCUCUGCCCGGGACCAGCACGUCACCUGAAUGACGGGAUAUGAGACAAUGAAGCAACUAGGGACGGCGGGGAUAAAACGAGUCCAAGUCACGAGAGUGGAAAAGUGUGUGCGAUGACGGACAGCGCAAGGGACAGAGAAGAGGUAAAGCAGAGGAAAGUUGUCUAGCUAAUUAGGGCUCCCCGGUGGUGGAUGAGAAAACAAAAUAAAAAGACAGAACAGAUGUGCCAAGCGUGCGUAAUUCUGUAAACAAACCGGUGGACACUGAACCUCUAUUUUUUUAAGACAAGAUUUGAACCAGAGAGGAAGGAAAUCAUGGAGCCGGAGGGGAUCACAGCGGGACAAGCCACUAAUAUGGCACAAUCUGCCGCCUCCAAACUGUCCCAGAUGGGUGAAAGAACUAAACAACUGGUAAUCCAAGACCCAGAACGGCAGAAACGGAUUAUUCUCGUAAUAGUCUGCAUAGCACUUUUAUUAGACAACAUGCUUUACAUGGUAAUUGUGCCAAUUAUACCCGAUUACCUUGAAGGGCUACAGAAAUCAGCGGAUCAUGCCCAAGCCGCUGCAGCGCAUACAAACUCCACCAACAGCACCUUCCACAAAGUAGCCAAGGGGAACUUCGACCUACAGAUUGGGGUUCUGUUCGCCUCUAAGGCCAUCCUGCAGCUCCUGGUGAACCCGCUGAGUGGCACGUUCAUAGACAGGGUCGGCUACGACAUCCCACUUUUCAUUGGACUCAAUGUCAUGUUUCUCUCCACUCUCAUAUUUGCCUUCGCUGACAACUACGCGACCCUGUUCCUGGCGCGCAGCAUGCAGGGCCUCGGCUCGGCUUUCGCGGACACGUCGGGGAUCGCUCUGAUCGCAGACAAGUACACGGAGGAGACGGAGAGGAGCAAAGCGCUGGGUAUAGCCUUGGCUUUCAUCUCUUUUGGGAGCCUUGUGGCGCCCCCCUUUGGAGGGGUCCUCUACGAGUUCGCAGGGAAGCGGGUGCCCUUCCUGAUCCUGGCCUGCAUCUGCUUCGCUGAUGGCGUGCUGUGCCUGACUGUGCUGAAGCCCUUUUCCAACCGAGAGAGAGAAAACAUGCCAGUGGGUACCCCCAUAUACAAACUGAUGAUUGAUCCUUACAUAGCUGUGGUGGCUGGUGCUCUCACCAUCUGUAACAUCCCUCUUGCUUUCCUUGAGCCCACCAUCGCCAACUGGAUGGAGGAGACCAUGCAUUCCAGCCAGUGGGAGAUCGGCAUGACAUGGUUCCCUGCGUUCUUCCCUCAUGUCCUGGGUGUCUAUCUCACCGUCAAAUUAGCAGCCAAGUAUCCUCAUCUCCAGUGGUUCUACGGGGCUAUAGGUAUGGUGUUUAUAGGUGCGAGCUCCUGCACGGUGCCAGCCUGUAAAAACUUUGGCCAGCUCAUGAUCCCACUGUGUGGCAUCUGUUUUGGCAUCGCCUUCGUGGACACGGCGCUCCUGCCGACACUGGGUUUCCUGGUGGACGUGCGCCAUGUGUCAGUGUAUGGCAGCGUGUACGCCAUCGCAGACAUCUCCUACUGUGUGGCCUACGCCCUGGGGCCCGUGGUGGCCGGACAGAUAGUGCACGAUCUGGGCUUCGUUCAGCUCAACUUGGGCAUGGGGCUCGCCAACGUGCUUUACGCACCGGCGCUCCUGCUGCUGAAGAACGUGACUCAGAUGAAACCCUCUUUCUCUGAGCGAAAUAUGCUCCUAGAGGACGGCCCAGCGGGGCUGUAUGAUACGAUUAAGAUGGAGCAAAGAGAGAAGAAGAAAAAGGGUUUGUGUACGACGAUCGACGAGAAUGGCAUUGAGACCUUUGCUCAGCGCUCAUUCUCAGAGGAGGAAUCCUCAGGAGGAGAGUAUGCGUAAAAGUCCUUUAACUGAGUGUUAAACGAUCAAAGUGCCCAUUUAGAGUUGUGUGUAGCCCGUUUGAUUCAAUCAAAUACAUAACACGAUUAGGAUUGUGUAACAACAUCAAUUAUUUACCGCUUCUGGUGACAAUUCCUCUGGGUUUUUGUCAAAUCAAGUAGCUUCACGCUUUUUGGCGCUCGCUGGCGUUUCUUCAUUUUAAAAGUGAGAGUAUUGUGAACGAUUUGCUGAGAUAAAUGUCUAUUCAUUAGCAGUAUUUAUCAGAAACGGACUCAUAUCGUAUUCAGGGAAUUACGUGUAAAUGUACUUUAACAAAAGAGCAAAUGUAGUGUAUGCGUCUUUCAAUGUGAUCUGUAUUUCUUUUGCUGCUAAACUCAGUAUGCAAUAUUGUGUGUCACAGGACAGUUUUAGAAAUUUGGAAAGUAACUGAAAUCUGCGUCUUGUUGUUUAUUUUGGAUGAUGUAUUUCUGGAAUGCAUAGCCUCAAUGUAUGAUCUGCUACUGUACAUACAUGUAUAUUCAUGUACAUAAUUAAAUGAAUAUUAUGUGAAGGA
This is a messenger RNA of Amphiprion ocellaris (clown anemonefish), 3181 nucleotides long. RefSeq names its product solute carrier family 18 member 3a (gene slc18a3a). Gene Ontology annotation, biological process: xenobiotic transport; chemical synaptic transmission; transmembrane transport. Gene Ontology annotation, molecular function: xenobiotic transmembrane transporter activity; acetylcholine transmembrane transporter activity. Lineage: Eukaryota; Metazoa; Chordata; Actinopteri; Pomacentridae. The transcript has a single exon. The record is from RefSeq and is a predicted model, not a curated record. Gene Ontology annotation, cellular component: AP-1 adaptor complex; terminal bouton; AP-2 adaptor complex. The coding region runs from base 1075 to 2628 and encodes 517 amino acids.